ACUCUGAUUCAACUGUGUUCACUGAAGUUCGGGUGACUGCUAUUUAUGUUUUUUCAAGGAAAGAUGCAAGUGUGAUGAAAUUAAGGUUAAUUAUGACUAUCCAUGCAUUUUUCUGUCAUGUUUCACCAGCUCCAGGAGUUUAUAAGGAAGUCUUUGGGCCACAGCCCUCUGAAGUGUCAUCCUUGUAGUCUUGGGUGAGCAAUAGCAAAGCCCUGACUUCAAGAAAUAAAAGCUUAAUAAAUCAACUAGAGAUGCGAAGAGGCUCAGAUUUGUGAUAUUCCUGACUGCAAUAUAGCAAGUAAGGCACUUUACAAUGUGGUCAGAAGCCAAGAGCUUGUUUAAAAAAAUAUAUAUUUUAGGAUGUUAGAUCUUAAACAAGCCCUGUACAUAUCUUCAAAAAUUAAGGUUGCUGUGAGAAAUGAGUGGACAUGCAGUCAGCUUAGAUGGAAUUUAUUUGAAAAGAAGGCAUUUUAAUAACCUUUGCAGUGUUCAUAUUUUAAAGAUGAAAUUCAAGGUGUUUUUGCUUGUCAUCUGCGUAGAAAUGAGCUGAUGAUUUUUCAAGGGAAAGCAAGUACGAAGCCAAAAAACCAGAGGACCCAGUAUGGAGCCUUGGGGAACUCCACAAAAAUUGAUCACCGGAUCUAAGAAAGAUCCCUUCAGAGAGUGGGUGGGGGUAGAUGACUUCCAAAACCAUACAUAUAUAUAAAGGCCAGCUAGCAGAGUUCAUCAAUACCUGCUGAGCGUCAAGUGAAUCUGUUACUACAGCUGCUAUGGAUCGUAAACUCAACGGACCUCUGAUGCACUUUGUACUUGUCUUGAUGCUCCUGGAAGUCAACGGGAAUCCUCUGUCUUGGGUCAGCUGCAAGUCCCACGUCAGCAGUACUGAGUCGCUCACGAGGUUAUUGAAUCUCACAAUAAAUGAACUGCAGAAAGACUACGUAAAUCUCACUGGAUCCAGGACUGAACCAAUUCCAGAUGAAUUCAAUUCCAGCUCCACGAUAUCCGGCGCCAAUAUUUCUGAGAAACUGCAGGACAUCUGUGUCAAGAACAAGCUCUUUCAAAUGCACCUUUCACAAGUAAAUGAAUCUCUGAAGGAACUUGGGUGCAACCCUCCAGAAGUUUUGGGGCGCGUACGUGGUCACCUCCGCAACCAGCUAACUCGAUUAGAGGCUGUUCUCGAGUAUGUAGAUCCAACAAUCACCGUGCUGCCGACGCCGUCCCCACCGCAGCUGCCCUAUGAUGAUGCCUCCGAAAAGAAAAUCUACGGCUGGGGGGUUAUACAAAGUCUGAAGGACUGGGUGGCAAAAGUGCUCCCAGUGCUUGUUCAGCCAGAGAGAGUGUGUCUCAACAAAACAGCAGGAUCCAGGUAAAUAAAGACAAAAUGAUAUAAAACCCAUUACAGAUCUGCUGCUAAAACAGUUGUGCGAUGUCUUUUGAGGCCCUUUGCCAGGGCUCCUCAUCCUCACUGAUAAUUUCCAAUAUUCUAAGUGUAUUUCGCUGAAAUAUCAGCUUGCUUUGUACAACUUGCACACUUCUAGUGUGAAAGUUCUGUUGGGCUUCUUUUCAUAUAUGUAGUACUACUACUGAGAUGGUAUUAAUGCUUAUUUAUUUGUUAAGAAUGUAAAUAAAUUUAAAUUAAAUCUAUGGUCAGCAGACACUGAUGUAGCUUAUUUAAGAUUAUUUAUAUAUUUAUGGGAUAAAUAUUUAUUUUCAUCAACAACUAUUUAAAAAAUUAUCAUUCUUAUUAUUUAUACAAUGUAGGUCUUAAAUAAAAGCAGUUUUGGCGACGUACAGAGCAGAAAAGCGAGUAAAUUAUGCAAAUAUGUGCCUUUCUUUUCACGUUUAGUCCCCGUUUCCAACAUUAACAGUAUUUUUUUGGGUCUUGUGAAUGUGUAGUGAUCAUUUAUUUUAGCAUUUGUACGUUGCGAGUUUUCAUGUUUGACUUAUUCUGCUGUGAUGUUGGGAUGGAUGACAGCCUGUGAUGAGUGAAAACAGGUUUGCAUCAUUAGAUCAUCAGACCAGCCUGAAAACUGUCAAUAUGUGGGAGGAUGUGUCAAACUUUUCUGCAGUAAAUGACAUUCAGUUGAAGUUAGUGGACACUCAAAUGUGUACACAAAGCAAUAUGUGAUACCAGCAGCAACUAAUAAAUCUUAAAUGAAUGUUUUGUCGGUUACUUUGUGCAUUUUAAUGUGUUGUAUCAAUGGAACAUACCAUCUGCUCACUUGAGCAGAUUAAGCUUCUUGUUUUAUCACACUGUGUAUUUUUACAUCUGUUUCAUGAACAUUUUUGCUAUAAAAUACCUGUGUACUCUGUUAAAAAUAGACAAAACAGCAGCAUCAACCUCUGUAAAGUCUCCUGUUAAACUUAUUAAAGCAGUUCUGUUAUAUCCUGCACCAUUUGGGGUUUUAAUGAACUGAAGUUUGUUACAAAAACAACAGAAACUGAACUUUAUUGCAACUUUUUUCCUGAGAAUCUGACUGUUUAUCACCAGUCCUCCCUCUCUCUUUGAUUUGCUUUUCACAUGAAGCGAAUCAAACAGCAUUGUGUAGCUUUAAAAAGCAGUCGUAGAGUCAAACUGGAUUGAACUGGUGACAAGAAAGGAUAUUGUUGAGUUGUGGUUCGAGUCACAUCUACGCACAGGAAGUGUUGCGUAAAGAGGAUCAGAGAAGGAAUGAAUCAAACAGCGAAAAUAUGUCGUCACAUACGCAACUUAAAAAUAACUGACGUACAUAGAAAGUGAAUUUAAAUAUCAGACAUAUACAUUGACUUUGGUGUUGUAAAUAAAAGUGUGCUGUAUCGGGACUUACAGUAUGUUUUCUCAAUGCAUGAACCAAAAUCCUAACCUGAACCAGUGGGUUUGGUUUAGUUUACAGAAUAUGUAUCAUUGUUUACCCCUUAUAAGAUGAUCUAUAGUUAGAUUGCAUGACAGCUAUAUCACAUGUACAUCAUCUUCAUCAGAAAUUUGCUGUAUUUCCUCCAGGAAGUGACAAAAAAAAACAAAAAAAACCCAAAUUGUGCAAGGUGACCUGCCAGAGGAACCCAACGUCAGUUGGUUUGCUGGUUUGGAUAUCACUGAUAGAGCUACAGGGGGAAGUUUAUCUCCAUCACAACUUUCACACGCCUCCUUUGAGAGGUUUGCAAAUAUAAAAAUGAUCCUCCGUCGCUCAGGUUACUUCAGAAUCUGUCCUUGACCCCUGAGAGCAGGAAGAAUGGGUCUGAAAUACAGAGCAGGUACAGUAUGACACUUUCAAUCUUAGUGUGUCAAAAAGCACUGUUCAUAUCAUUGUCAUGAUUUCAGAGUGUGGACUGACUUGCAGGUUUUCUGACAGUUGCAUGUGCCUGGAUGGUGGUUCUGAUGCAAGGACUGGACGCAGGACAUGCAGGAGCACAGAGACACGCCGCUGCUGCCUCAUGCAGGCCGAAGGAGCUGACCGCUCUGACCAGAAGGCUGGUGGACGAGAGCUUGACGGGUUUUGAUGAAGCCAAUGGGAAGCACCUCGGCUCCUGGUCCCCUGGCUUCCCCGAGCUGCAGGUCCACCAGAACGCUCCUGUGGUUGGGUCAAAGGUUCAGUGCAGCCUCUUCUUCUUGGCUGGAGCCCUGAAAGAAGUGCUGGACGACCAGAAGAACAACUUGAACCCCAAAGACCUUUCCCUUCACGAGACGCUCCGGGACACCAUCUCCAGGGUGAAUCUGCUGGAGGCCUGCCUGAAGACCGUUCUCGGAGGUGAAUGCUCCCCAAAACCUUCCCUGCCCACGAUGCCCGAGCAGGCGUUCGAGAGGAAACAGUUUGGCCACACUCUGUUAAAGAGGGCCAGGCACUAUCUGGACUGGCUGCAGGGCAAGUUUGUGGUCCACGCUUUUAAGGCGAGUGAAUCAAAUAAGACGAAAUCCAAAGUUAUUAAGGUAACACCUCAGAAAUACCUGGAGGGGAGCAGAUACCAGCUGUAAUUUUAAAAAAAAAAGAAGUUGAUGGCAGCUUGUGAUGCAGACGUAGUUACAGUUUAUGACAGCUUUUCAUUAAACAUUUAUUUUAUUUCUUUUUACAAUUUGUAAAUGUGUGUUUAUCAAUAUGAAGACCGCUGACAGUGUGUCUCAGUCUUUACCCGGCAGGAAAAAUUAAUUUAAAGCAAAUGCAGCUUGAAGUCGGUGAAAUAGCCACUUAAACACUUAUUAAAAGUGGAAUUUCAACUCUUUAAAGUCAUUUUUUGACAUGGGAAACCGUUCUUACCUGUAUUAGAUGUGGAGGUUGAUUAGAUGGUCAUUUCUGUGCAAAAAAAGGAGCUAUGAUCUUAAUUUGGUCAGGUAAAUGUAGCGCCAAAUUAGCUUAGCUUAGCAUACGGUCUGAAAACAGAGGAAACAGCAACAUAACUAAAUGUAGCACCAAAUUAGCUUAGCUUAGCAUACAUUCUGAAAACAGAGGAAACAGCAACCAAAUCCAUUUACUAGCACAUCUUUCAAUAAGAAAACUGAACUGAAUGUAAAACACCAAAUUGUGAUUUUAGAGUAUUUCUUGCAUUUAAUAAGCCAUUUAUCUGGUAGCAGAGGCUCCUUAUUUACUUUACAGAUCUGAGUGGCAACUUUAAACAAGAAAUUGACCAAUUCCCCACAAUGUCAUGCCAUGAAACUUCUAUCAGAAAUGUCUUUGUUCUGUUAAACUCGACACCUCACAGUAAUUGACACGUUCCCCUGCGACGGUGAUUAAUCAACUUGCCAAGAGAGCAAAUGAGAAGCGUCUCUAAUACAUUUCCUAAUUACGCCAGUUUGUUUUCUCGGCCUUCACAGUGAUUAAUUGUUCUGCUCGGGCCACCUAUCCCCUGUGAGCCGGCUCACAUCGCCCGAGGUAGAAAGAGAAGCUGAUAAGAAUCCCUGCUCUGGACUCCAAUCACGGCAUUUCGCAGUGAAAUUUGCGCACAGAUGGACAGUGCACAGUGAGGCAGACAACACUGUCAGACUCUCAUCAGAGAGAUGCAAAAGAACAAGAGUGUAAGAAAAAGAUUAAUGUGGGGCUCGUUCUGCAAGAAUUAGGUGAUCAAUUAUUGUUCUGUUGGAAGUAUUUGUUUAUCUGUAUGACCUUCAAAUUAGUCUCUGUAAUGCUGGAAAUCAGUAGGACUCCUGAAAUGUUUUAUAUUUUGGAUAUAUUGACUUUUUUUUUAAAUUAUCGGACAAAGUUUUCUUUAAAAGACUGAAAUUGUUUUUCCAAACUGACAUCUAUUUAUUGUUUACUUUUCACUGAGCCUUAUUUCUUUAUCUGUUAUUUUUGAAAAAAUAAAAAAAAACAAAUUAAAGAUCAUUUAGGUUGUUC
Molecule: messenger RNA, 5303 nt
Organism: Acanthochromis polyacanthus (spiny chromis)
Lineage: Eukaryota; Metazoa; Chordata; Actinopteri; Pomacentridae
Exons: 5
Coding region: 3344-3949 (201 amino acids)
Source: RefSeq, a predicted model, not a curated record